Messenger RNA from Culicoides brevitarsis, 1104 nucleotides. RefSeq names its product acyl-CoA Delta12-desaturase-like. Gene Ontology annotation, biological process: unsaturated fatty acid biosynthetic process. Gene Ontology annotation, cellular component: endoplasmic reticulum membrane. The transcript is spliced from 8 exons. The record is from RefSeq and is a predicted model, not a curated record. The coding region runs from base 1 to 1104 and encodes 367 amino acids. Lineage: Eukaryota; Metazoa; Arthropoda; Insecta; Diptera; Ceratopogonidae. Gene Ontology annotation, molecular function: stearoyl-CoA 9-desaturase activity; iron ion binding.
AUGAGAAAAGUUAAAAAUGAUGAUUGUCAUUUUGAUGAACAUAUUGGGACGGAUUAUGACUUUAAACGAGAAGUGGUUUGGUUUAACGCAAUUGGUUUUCUGAUGUUAAUGUUAACUGGCUUUGUGGGGAUUUUGGCAGCUGUGUUUGGCUAUUGCUGUUGGCAAACAACACUUUGGAGUUUACUUCUGGCCUAUGGGGCUGGCAUUGGUGUUACAAUGGGGGCGCAUCGACAUUUCACACAUCGUGCAUUCAAAGUGGUUCCUUGGUUUCGAGUUAUACUCAUAAUCUUACAUACUAUCGCAGGACAGAAUUGCUUAUGGGUAUGGGUAAGAGACCAUAGACAGCAUCAUAAAUUUUCUGAUACAGAUGCUGAUCCACACAAUGCUACUAGAGGUUUUUUCUUUUCACAUGUAGGUUGGUUAAUGUCAAAAAAACAUCCAAAAGUAAUUGAAUAUGGGAAAAAAAUUGACAUGUCGGAUAUAGAAGCAGAUCCAUUAAUUAUGUUUCAGAAACGACAUUACAAAGUUUUGUAUACAUUUUUCGCAUUGGUCAUUCCUAGUUUUAUUCCACUUCUAUGGGGAGAAAAUAUUUACAUGUCAUUUUUAGUAUCUUAUUUUGGUCGAACAGCCAUAAAUUUAAACGUAACCUGGCUUGUGAACAGUGCUGCACAUCUCUAUGGAAUGCAUCCUUAUAACCGAAAUAUUAUGCCAGUAGAGUCAAUUUUUGUGUCACUUUUGACUGUAGGAGAGGGUUGGCACAAUUAUCACCAUGUUUUUCCUUGGGACUACAGAGCAUCGGAAUUAGGCAUGCCGUUUAACGUUACAUGUAAACUAAUAGACAUUUUGGCUAAAAUGGGAAUCAUUUACGAUUUAAGACAAGCAUCACCUAAUAUUAUAAGUAGUACUAUCAGCAAAAAAGGAGACGGAUCUCAUCCUUGUGCGCGAGGUCAACUAAGAAGGACAUGGACAGAUUUAAUGGUGUUGUGGGCUCAUUCUUUGAAUUUGCCUUACAUAUUUAAGUAUAUAAGAAAUAUGGCAGAAACAAAUAAUCGAAUAACACAAAAAAAUGUUAAAUCAAGUGAAAGCACUAUGAAAUUUAAGUAA